This is a messenger RNA of Dermatophagoides farinae (American house dust mite), 873 nucleotides long. It is a transcript of the gene Trs31, whose product is annotated as trafficking protein particle complex subunit 31. Gene Ontology annotation, biological process: endoplasmic reticulum to Golgi vesicle-mediated transport. Lineage: Eukaryota; Metazoa; Arthropoda; Arachnida; Sarcoptiformes; Pyroglyphidae. The record is from RefSeq and is a predicted model, not a curated record. Gene Ontology annotation, cellular component: TRAPPI protein complex; TRAPPII protein complex; TRAPPIII protein complex.
GAUAAAAAUCCACACGUUCUAUUUGGUCGGCUGAUAUUAUACAUGUAUACGUUCUUUGUUGAUAGACGAUAUUGGAAUUUGGACAUUGCGGAGCACGCAUGCGUUAUUUAUCAUAUGAUCGAAAAAAAAACUGACAUGAUCAUGUCGACAUUUUCGGAAAACAAUAAUUUUUUUUGUUUGUUUCACAUCAAUAAUAAAAACAUACAUUUCAAAUUUCAAAUUUAAUCAUGGAUACAACGCCCAUUUUUUCCGGAAAAUCUCGUUCCAGUUUUCUGGAUAAAUCAAUAGAAAAAACUAAAUCCAGAUCAGAUCAAAUUAGUUUAAGCGCAUUUGCCUUUUUAUUUGCUGAAUUAGUACAAUAUUGUGAAAAUCGUGUACAAUUAGCAUCGGAAAUGCAAUCUAAAUUAUCGGAAAUUGGCUAUAAUGUUGGCCAACGAAUUGUUGAUAUGAUGUUGAUAAGGGAAAAAAAUUUUAAACGUGAAACACGACUAAUUAAUAUGUUGAUAUUCAUUCGAAGUAAAGUAUGGCCAAUGUUAUUUGGUAAAGAAGCGGAUAAAUUGGAACAAGCUAAUGAUGAUAAGAAUACAUAUUAUAUAAUCGAACGUGAACCAAUAGUGAAUAAAUUUAUAUCGGUACCAAAGGAUAAAAAAUAUAUUAAUUGUGCCUCUUUUAUUGGUGGUAUAAUCGAAGCCAUAUUGAACGAAUGUAAUUUUCCCGCAAAAAUCACUGUACAUUGGCACGAAGGAACCACUUUUAUGAUCAAAUUUGAUGAUUCAGUCAUCGAAAGAGAUCAACUAAUUGAAAAAUAAUGAUCAACAAUUAAUGUAAAUGUGUAUUUGUGUGUCUAUGUUUUUUUUACAAUCUCUGGUCAUC